Metarhizium brunneum ARSEF 3297 is the source of this 615-nucleotide messenger RNA. RefSeq names its product Vacuolar calcium ion transporter. The record is from RefSeq and is a predicted model, not a curated record. Gene Ontology annotation, cellular component: membrane. Lineage: Eukaryota; Fungi; Ascomycota; Sordariomycetes; Hypocreales; Clavicipitaceae. Gene Ontology annotation, biological process: intracellular calcium ion homeostasis; calcium ion transmembrane transport. Gene Ontology annotation, molecular function: calcium:proton antiporter activity.
AUGUCUUUUGGUCAUUUUGAAAAGUCGAGGCAGGCACAUCACCUCUCAAACGCCGUCAACCAGUUGAUCACGAGGCGCAUCAGACCUGUACGAGCAUUUGCCGCCGGCCGCAAUGAUCUCCGUCGUGACGAGGAGAGCCAGCAUGAACUCCCUACCUCUGCUCCAGACCCCAGGCUGCAGAGGACCUCGUCCAUUCAGGAGAUUUUUCACUCUCAUUCCCAAGAGGACCAUCCACAGGACGAAAAGGUCGAGGCCGGCAUUGUCCACAACAUAGUCGAGGAGACACCUUGUGCAAGCCCACCGGUGCUUGCUGGACAAGUUGGAAAGCGAAAGAAAUUCUUCUCGGGGUUCAAGAACGUCAAGCCCAAGACGCCAUUUACUCUCCAGGGCCAAAUCAAAUACGUCCUUCUACAUAGUUGGCUGAUGAACCUGGUCAUGCCCUGCUGCCCCGUAGGCCUCGUUCUAUACCACACAUCUGGCAAAUCCACGGCCACCUUUGUCGUCAAUUUUCUCGCCACGCUCCCCGCCAACUUCCUCGGAAACCUCGCCAUGACAGAAAUCGGACUGCGAGUUCCGCGAUUGUUCGCAGACUGGAUGUCCAUGACAACCGGGUGA